CUCUCUAUGACCCCCCACACCCCCUUGACUGCUCGAGCCUGCCCACAGUCCAAGGCUUGGACUCAGCCUUAGAUCGAGUCGCAUCUUCCGGCAUCUGCUUGCCGGCACCGCCGUAUCCUGGCAUCUGAUCGCCGACAUCUCGUCCCUUUUUUCCUGUGAAGUCGACCUCCUGCUCUGGCGGCGACCAAGAAUUUAAGUUAUGGAUUAUGUGGGAAUACUAGUUCGAGAAUUCGGACAUGAGGAUUAAUGGGGAAGAGAGUAAAGAAGAAAAGUACCCGAAAUGCUCAAAAGGAGAAACAGUUUUCAACCUCUUCUCCCAAAAAUGUUUCACAAAAGAUAAUUCCAACAAUGGUGGUUGAUGGAGUUUCGGUUGUGAAAGAGGCAAGAGUAUGUCCCCAUCUUGAUACGGGCGUUAAUUUGGAUAAAAUCUCCUCGAAGAUAGCAUCACUCGAGUCUCUUAAAUGUGAUGAUUGUAGGGAAGGGGUGGUUGAUAGAAGGGCAAGUAAAGUAAAAGGCAAACAUGGCAAGAAAAAGGCCAGUGGUUCAGCAUCUGAGUCCAAAUCCAUUUGGGUGUGUUUGGAAUGUGGACAUUGUACAUGUGGGGGUGUUGGGCUUCCCACAACACCUCAAAGUCAUGCAACUCGGCAUGCCAAACAGAAUCAUCAUCCGUUGGCUGUCCAAUUUGCAAAUCCUAAUCUCCGGUGGUGCUUCACUUGCAAUACGCUUAUUCCUGUUCAAACUUCAGAAGAAAAUGGAGGAGAACAGAAAGAUGCUUUAUCUGACAUUGUUAAAUUAUUAAAGGCUCGGUCUUCGUCAGAAAACUCCUUUAAUGUGGAGGACGUUUGGUUUGGAAGUGGCGAUGUCACGAGGGAGAUGAAGUCAGUAAGUACCCAAGUUAUUUCAGAAAACAGUGGUGGCUAUAUGGUAAAGGGUUUGGUUAAUUUAGGGAACACUUGUUUCUUUAAUUCAAUAUUGCAAAAUCUUUUAGCAAUGGAUAAAUUGCGGGAUUACUUCUUGAGAUUGGAGGAACCUGUUGGGUCUCUCUCAGUUUCUUUGAAGAAGCUUUUUGUUGAAACUAAUCCAUUAACAAGUGCGAAAAAUGUGAUCAACCCGCAGUCUCUCUUCAACUCUGUUUGUGCCAUGGCUCCUCAAUUUAGGGGAUAUCAACAGCAGGAUAGUCAUGAGUUGCUUCGCUUUUUGCUGGAUGGAAUUUGUAACGAGGAGUCUGGUGUACAAAACUCUGCUCCGUGUUCUGAAAGGGAAAGCACUGUUCCAAAACAGACUCCUACUUUUGUAGAUGCCAUAUUUGGGGGACAAACGUCUAGCUCUGUUAGUUGUUUGGAAUGUGGUCAUACUUCAAUUGUAUACGAGCCAUAUUUAGAUCUUUCAUUACCAUUACCCGCCAAGAAAUCUCCAUCUAAAAGGAUGCCAUCAGUUUCUCGAUCCAGGAAAACCAAACCACCUCCAAAGAGACGUGGAAAGUUUGGGACAAAAACUAAUCGAGCUUCCAAUGCCUCACCAGCUGACGGUGUUCCAAUCAUUGCAACCACUAGUGAUUACUUGCCUGCUGAAAAAAAGGUUGUUCCUUCAGGUGAUUCAACACAGCCAGAAUCUGCCUUCCUUGGCGGUGUGGGUGAUAAGAAUGUUUCAGCUGCAAAUGAAAAUGUAGCUCAAGGGAAUGCAAUUGAGAAAAUCUCUGAGAUUACAAUCAAGGAAUCAGGUAUUCCUUCAGAUAAUUUGGCACUCAUAGAGCCGGCCACUGUGUUGAAUAGCCAUGGUAAUCGAACAGUGGAUUCAUCUGAUAUUUUAUCAUGGUUGGAUUAUCUGGAGCCAACUAUGGUAUUAAGUAAUCAUGAUGCAGCUGCAUGCCCUGGUGAUGAUAUGGUUACCGAGUACACCGGCAAGACUCAGCUGGUUCAGGAUGAGCCAUUAUUGCAGCAGAUGAUGGAAGCUAGCAAGCAGGUUUAUUCCCUUGGUUUGGAGGAAACACCACCCUUGGCAGACGAUUCGUGGUUGGACUACCUUCAACCUAGUUCUUCGUCUAAUGGUCAUAUUAUGGCAUCACAAAACGAAGACUCGUCAGUAGUUCAAAAUUCUGGAAACAAUGAUGAUGUUUUUUGGGAAAAUGAGCAGCCCUUGAAAGUUCAAGAAUCAGAAAUCAUAUUGCUUUCUUACGAAGAACUCAUACCAACCAGUAAUGGCAAUGAGGCGACAUUGUCUUCUGUAAGUUAUGAACAAGAACCUUCGGAUUUUGAUGGCUUUGGGGGUCUCUUUGAUGAACCUGAGGUUGUUGCUGGGCCAACUGUGGGUCCCUUAAACGGAUAUGUAGAAAGUGGUCCUAUGGCCAGAAACAUAAGCGAGUCUGAUUCUGAUGAGGUUGACAAUACCAAUUCUCAGGUCUCUGUUGAUAAAUGUCUAACUUAUUUCACAACCUCUGAGCUUCUCAAGAAAACCGAACAUGCCUGGCAGUGUGAGCAAUGUUCAAAAGCUUUGUUAGAGCAGAGAAUGAGACUAAAGAACAAACUGCAUGAACCCAUUUCAAAUGGAGCCAAACAUAGAAUUCCAAGUAUUCCAUCUGUCUCUAAUGGGAUUGGAAACCCUGUUGAAGUAAGUGCUGUACUUGGUAAUUCUGAUGAAAAUUCUUGGUUGCAUGAUAAAAGUGAUUGCAGUCGAUUAGUAUGUGAGUUAGAAGAAAGGGGAAAUGUGGUAAAUGGUGGGAGUCCAGAACUAUCACAACAUCCAAGUUCAAUUACAGCAUCCAGUGAAGAGAGUUGUAUUAUUCAAGAUACUGAUUCUUGUCAAGUAAACAAACACGAUAAUAAAUGUAAGAAUGAGAAAGUUGAGCAAAGAAUAUCCAACUGCCUAGCUAGGCGACGUGAUUUCAACGGGGUUGAGGAUGAGGAGGUGAAUUCUAGUAGUGUCAAGGUGACGAGGGAUGCAUCUAAGAGGAUUCUUAUCAAUAGAGUUCCACCAAUCCUGACCAUUCAUUUGAAAAGGUUAAGUCAAGAUGCUCGUGGCUGUUUAAGCAAGUUAAAUGGUCAUGUUGAUUUCAAAGAUACCAUCGAUCUUAAGCCCUACAUGGAUCCUAGCUGCUGCAGAGAUGGAGGGGAAUGCAGAUACCGGUUGAUAGGGGUGGUGGAGCAUUUAGGGACGAUGAGGGGCGGCCACUAUGUUGCAUACGUGAGAGGAGGUGCAAAAGGUAACGAUGAUGAUUGCUUAUGGUACCAUACCAGUGAUGCUCAUGUCCGAGAGGUUUCUUUGGAGGAAGUUCUCCAGUGCGAGGCCUACAUCUUGUUCUAUGAAGAAAUGUAAGAUUGCAAACAUUCUUUCAUUUAAUCUACUUUAAACUUUCAAUCCCUUAUU
Molecule: messenger RNA, 3363 nt
Organism: Cynara cardunculus var. scolymus (artichoke)
Lineage: Eukaryota; Viridiplantae; Streptophyta; Magnoliopsida; Asterales; Asteraceae
Product: ubiquitin carboxyl-terminal hydrolase 2-like
Exons: 4
Coding region: 247-3312 (1021 amino acids)
Biological process (GO): protein deubiquitination
Cellular component (GO): nucleus; cytosol
Molecular function (GO): zinc ion binding; cysteine-type deubiquitinase activity; cysteine-type endopeptidase activity
Source: RefSeq, a predicted model, not a curated record